Messenger RNA from Aspergillus niger, 792 nucleotides. RefSeq lists its product as uncharacterized. The transcript has 8 exons. Lineage: Eukaryota; Fungi; Ascomycota; Eurotiomycetes; Eurotiales; Aspergillaceae. The coding region runs from base 1 to 792 and encodes 263 amino acids. The record is from RefSeq and is a predicted model, not a curated record.
AUGAAGCGAAAGAGAAGUGACAUCAAGAUGAUGAUCAAAAGACCGGUUAAGCAAAGGACCGGUGUGGGCGCCAGAAAGCAGAACGCUGAGGAGCAUACACCAAGAGUGUGGGCUAGGCUGGUUUGUAUCUUGCCCGAGAACAAAGACCGGUCAGGUUUGAGGGCAAUUAUAUCCCUCAACACUUUGAAAGAGUGGGGGCGUAGGCGCAUAUGGCUUGAUCAUCGCAAGUUCCGCGACCGUGAUAGGGAUCCAGGUGAACGUUCAUUUAAGUCCGGGGAGCGGGUGGAAGGCCUUAAGCGGGGUGACCGAGAAACUGGUGGCAUAUCAUUUGAGAUAGGAAACAAGCUCAUACGCGCCAAGGGAAGCAAAGGGGGCUGUGCCAAGUGGCCAAAGCCAAUGCAUGUGUGCAUCGGUACGGAAUCGACAGUGGAACGAGUCGAUAGGUGGAGUUGUGCUGUCGUUCCAAGUGGCAGAGCACUAUGCUUAGUACGUCUUAAUCUGGCGGGGAGAAAAUGCCAGCGCAUAAUGAGUGGAGUUAGCGGUUCGGCUCUUUGGUGGUGGAAGAACGCUUCGACGGGAAACACCACUCAUGGAGAAGGUGAGGCUGUCGUAUCUCCCCCCGCCCUCCCCCAGGAGGAAGAGCCCGCGGAAUCUGCCAAAAUAAUUGAGUUUGGGCUUAUGUCUGACACGCUUCACUCGGGCAAUGGAGGCUGGCUGAGCGGGCCUGCAGCCAAGUGGUUCCUGAAUCAUGGCUCGCAGGCUGGCCUGUGUCUCUGGCCUGAGUUGAGCUGA